AAUUGUCAUUUGUCAAUUCUGUUUAGAGUUCGAUCGGGACGUACGUGUUCUAAAAAUAUAAAAUGGUUUAUUAAAAUCUCGCCAAAAAUGUAAAUUGAAUUACUAACAUGAGUGUUAACAUCAUAACAAGAUUACUAGUGCAGUUGUUGGUCUCAUGACCAGUUAACUUGCACGGUGCAUUCAGUAAUACGCGAUGGGCGACGUUGUUAGCUUAUUUUCUGUGAUAAUCAUGAAAUUUAAGUCAAAGUUUAACCAGAGUAAGCUUUUUUUCCACUGCGAUCUGCAUUGGGACAAGCUGAAGUCGGUGAAAUGGAUGAACGCGAGGGCGUCGCCAAAUAGAGCUUACGUCCCCACCACGGUUGAAAACAUAGCCAACGUAUGCACGCACGCGCUAUGCGUCGCGCCGGCGUCGCUCGGAGCGCGAGAGUUGCUCACGCGCUCCGUGAAUGCACCGCAAGCGAUAGCUGCAGUGGUGUACGGAUUGGCGCUGUGUCUUUUGUUCGCCGUGUCCACCACCUUCCAUUGCGUGUGCUGCUGUAAAUCUGAUACCAAGAUGAAGCACUUCCUCCACCGCUGCGACCGCGCCAUGAUCUACAUCUUCAUCGCGAGCUCAUACUUCCCCUGGCUGACCGUCGGCACUCUCUCCUGCUGGAUGCUGCGCGAGCUGAGAUGGGCGAUCUGGCUGCUGGCUAUCCUCGGUAUCACGUAUCAACAGAUCUUCCACGAGCGGUACAAGAUGCUCGAGUUGUUGCUGUACUUGAUAAUGGGGCUGGGGCCGGCGGUCAUCAUUGUUACGUCUAAUCAAUACUUCCCAGCGAUGCACGAUCUCAAGAUAGGAGGGUUCCUGUACCUGAUUGGAGUGUUCUUCUUCAAGUCGGACGGACGGAUUCCCUUCGCUCACGCUAUAUGGCACGUGUUCGUCGCCCUGGCGGCCAGCGUCCACUACCUGGCCAUACUCCGCCAUCUGUUCCCGGAGCUCAAGUCGUAUUGAAGACUGCCCGAUAGGCCGAGAGCUGGUGAAAGGUUUUUCAAGGUGAUUUAUACAGACAAAUUUCUUGAUAAUCUGGUAUAUGAAACGAAUUAGUUCCUGUUAUGUAACUGAUGAGCGGCAUUUAAAACCAUUUAUUUAUUGAUUGACUUUAUUUUUUUUUUAUUUCAAAGUAAUAAUACAAAUUAUACUAUUUGCAAUAACACAGUUCCCACUUUUUUGACAUUAAUUAAUUUGACAUUUAAAUGAAUGAUUGAACGUUUAUUUGCUCACAAUUUUACGAAUAACAAAGUUUAAAAAAAUGCGUCGUGGACAAACAAGUCAACAACAACAUAAUAACAUUUCUGUCGUAUACAUUUUAAAAGUCUGUAAUUAUUUAAUUUUGAGGUUUACAACAGAAAAUACUGUUUUAUUGUUGAAACGUGUGUGAAGGCGGUAAACGUGACUUUACUUUACCUACCUUCCUUCUUGAGUACCGUGAGAAACCAACUUCGAAAGAAAUAUACUCGCAAUGCGUGUUUAUUAAGUAGCAUUCAUAAGCUGUACAUAAAAAAUUUGACUUGUAUAAACAGUCUAAACAUAUCAGUUCACCAUCUCAUGAUCUAUUGUGUAUUUAUUCGCGAUCAACGGGCUCUCUAACCUAUUUUCGUAAACUCGUUAACAAAGGCCACGGUUGAGCCGCCGCGAGAAAUGUCAGAUGUCAAUUGGAAAUUAGCCGCCGGUGUCAGUGUUUGAUGGGAAAAGUCGUUAAGGCGAAUUGAGAUCAGAAUUAAUGCCUUUCUGAGAUAGAAUCGAUUGGAACGUAUUAUAUAAAGGGGAUGAAAGGUUUCAAAAGGGUUAUACAGUUUAAUUAAAGUUGUUUCAGACGUUUGAAAGUAUUGAACAUUUUGUAUGGUCGUUUUUUGUGUAAAAACUAUAAAAACAUUAAAAAAUUAAUAUAUUCUUAAGACAGGCCUAGUGCGUGAUUUUUUAAAUACUACUAGAUAACAUAACUUAUACAAUACUUAGUUGAUAAUAAAAUGGCGUAACAAGUUCGUAAAUAAAUUGCUGGUAAUUAUUCUAACGUUUUAGCUACACCGUCUGCACACUAUUAACUAAUUAUAAAAUGAUCUGCCCUUUUCCAUCAAAGUAAAGUUGCGAUUACAUUGAAGCCAUAUUGCACACGCAUUCGAUGUAAAACCAGCCAUUUUACUUAGCGUGCAGCCAUCCAUGCCGUGCGAAUAACUUAUAUGGGUUCCUUUUAUGCAACUGCUCACAAUGAAUUACAUAAAAAUUUAUAUCAAGUAAUCGCAUUAUAAAUGACGCAUAACCUUAGACUAAUAACCUAUAGACCCGCAACACCUAACAUUUUUUUACUCAAACGUAAGCCACUUCUGUGACUAUGUGAGCGGAAAAGCUAAGCUACGCAAGCGUAUUUAUCGUAGUGUAGCGAUGCGUCAAGGGCUCCCAUUUCGGAGCACAUAAAACGGCAUACUAAUCACACUAUCUAUGUUAUAAAUCUAUGCGCAUAACCUUUAUUUAAAUAAAUAUGAGUUUGUGAACUGGGUGUUUAAAACUUUUUAUAUGUAUAUUGAAGUUUACAAGAUCCAAAUAUAAUCUAAUUUGCUAUUAAUUUUUAAUCAGAGUGGAAUACAAAUAGUAGAUGUCACUGACUUCGUUCGUUAUCAUAGCAGAAUUUUGAUCUCAGGUUCACAGUUAAAAUAAUUUAUUUUCAUUCUUUUAUUAUUUAUGUUAAAUGUUAUAUUAUUAUUAUAAAACUGUAAACCGCAAAAAAAAGUAUUUAUAAUUUCAUUUGUUUUAAAAUUAGAAAAGGACAAUUAAGGAAUAAACAUAUUGAAAAAAAUAUUCACCAUCUCUCGGACUAUGUGUGGUAUUUUGUAGAAUAUUGUUGAAUCUUAUUGUUGUAGUACCUACGUAGCAUCCCAGAAUCUCGAGACCAAAUCCAACCCUUUUUAGAGUAUUUUAAAUUAUAAAUUUAAAAUAAUGUAUUUGGGGUUUUUAGAAACUUUUAUCUAUCUAUAGUCUAUAUAGUCUAUACUUAUACGGAAUCCCGGUUUUUCAGCGAUCUUUUUUAUACACCUCAUGUGAAUUUUUCCUUAGACUAUAUAGUUCCUUAUACAUGUUUUAGUGUAGGUAGUUUUAACUAUAAUGUUGUAUUUUAAUGUGUGUAUUUAAUGGGUACAUAUUGUUAGUCAAGGCUCAACGCCACCAUACAAGAUGCUUGAGUGAAAUCUAAUAUCCAAGUAAUAAUUCUAUCUUGAUCAUUCAUUUUUUUUAAGAAUAUAUGCCAAUUUUUUUUUAAUAUGAUCAAUAUUGCCCUCCAAGUAGUCGAGAAAGACUACCAGGCGUACGACAAUAGACUAACCGUUGACCGUUGAGCUAUUGAGGCGAUAAUUCAUUGUCACAUAAUGGUCAUUUAAUUUAUUAGCGUUUAAAUAGUAAUAUGUUAUAUAUCUCAGCUCUAUAGUCUGUGGAGUGGCUUGAAAUAAGUUACAAUAAUAUGUACCCGUCUUAAAUGGUGAAUAGUGUACUUGCGCAUGUAUAGACUAUACUAUAUUUUUGUGUCGUAAAUAUAAAAGAAAGUAUUCUAAGAAACCAAAGCAUACUAGAUGUAAUUUGGGGAGAGUAUUUGAUUAAAGUUGUAAAUCUCCUCAAAUUAACUUGUUGGGCUCUUAGAGUAAAUGUAGAUGUAAUAAGUAGAUAUUGCUCAAUCGAUUUAUCUUCUUGUUUAUAACAUACUGGGUGACAUUUUGGAUCGUUAUGAAAAAGAAAUCUAAUUACGAUUAUUUAUUAUGUACCUAAAUACCUAUUAUUAUUUUUUUAAGUGCCUAAAUACCUAUCCGUGAGCCGUGAUAGCCCAGUGGAUAUGACCUCUGCCUCCGAUUCCGGAGGGUGUGGGUUCGAAUCCGAUCCGGGGCAUGCACCUCCAACUUUUCAGUUGUGUGCAUUUUAAGAAAUUAAAUAUCACGUGUCUCAAUUGGUGAAGGAAAACAUCGUGAGGAAACCUGCAUACCAGAGAAUUAUCUUAAUUCUCUGCGUGUGUGAAGUCUGCCAAUCCGCAUUGGGCCAGCGUGGUGGACUAUUGGCCUAACCCCUCUCAUUCUGAGAGGAGACUCGAGCUCAGCAGUGAGCCGAAUAUGGGUUGAUGACGACGAAAUACCUAUCACCAACUUUUCAAACAAGAUUUGGUAAAAUUGUCAGUAAAUUUGUAUCUGUAUGCAAACUACUGGUCCCAUAUAUAAUUCAUCUGAUAACAAACUAAUUAAUAAUUAUUACAUAAAAACCAAUUCAAUAACUGCAUUUAUUAGUUAUACAUUUACAUAAUAAAUACUGCUGCUGAAUGCUAAAGAAAAGUAAUUUUCUUUUUUCCCCAAUUGCCCAAAAUUUCUGCCCAAUUGCGUUAUAACGUAGUUUUGCUUUUCAUAAUUGUACUUAUUAAUCAUUCAACAUUAUUUUUUCCUAGCAAUACAAAAUGUCAUCCGAUUUAGACUUCCCACCUGUGGUAUGCUCGAUUAUAAAAAUCUCAUUGAUGUACAAUAUUAAUCAUAAAUACAAUUGAAUAUCUGGGGGUAGUGUUGAGAAAUUGCAUAAUGGUUGAAAAGAAGAUUGUCUGUUCAAUCACUGUGCAAUCUUUCAGUGCUUCCCUAGACGCUCAACAUAUUCUGUUUCGUCUCUCCAUUUUUAACCGACUUCAAAAAAAUGGAGGAGGUUUCUCAAUUCGACCGUAUAUAUUUUUUUUUAUCCACUGACAUUUAUAUUGCGCAGUUAUAUUGUAUGGCGUAGAGGACGCCUAAAAGUUUAGGGAAUGUGUGAAAAUACCAUUGUAUUACAUAAGGGAUCCAGAUAAUUAUGACUUUCUGUCACAGUCACCUAUUCACACCUACUUUCGUCACUCGGCUACCAAAUGCGCUUACUCUUAAAAAGUAUUCUAUUGCCUAACUGUGACAAAGUUGGAACUAUUUGUCACAUUAUUGUAUCGUCUGAACAGUGAGUUAACUGCAAUACAUUUUAAUAGCAUUCCACUUGGUGCCAAUAGAUCACUGUGACUCAUCAUAAUGAGCGACAAGCCUAACACUCCAUUAAUAAGUAUUUUAAGAUGACAACAUCAUGACUUCUUCCGUAAAAUAUUCUGAUUAGUUAAAAAUUGAAAUGUGUUAUGAAUGAAUUGGAUUUUUGAAAUAUGUAGGUACAGUUAAAUGUUUAUAUAGUAGAGACUGGAUUUUCCGAGUACGAGAGUUUGACUAUUCACAAAAUCGUCUUGAUAAUAUUAUUAUGAUACAUAAAAUUAUACAAUUUUUAGAAUUCCGGGAUAUGUAGCAAUAAGAUAUCGACAUACCUAAAUGUCGAUUAUAAUUUAUAUGACAGAUCAACAUUUACCAGCUGGCCUAUUUUCUAUUUUGGUUUUUAUCAACCCAUCAAAAUAAAAAACAAAUCAAUUGACAAAAUGGCAUUCACUUUAUGAUACAAAUUACAAAUGUCAUCCGGUACUUACGGUAUAUAUUAUAUAGUAUGUAGAUGACACUUUGUUGUCCACUUCAAUAAGUUGAUAAAAAAGACCAAAAUAGUGAAUUAUUUAAGUAUGUAAAGAAAUAGCUUUUUUCAUAAGAACAUUAAUUUAUUUGAAAUACCAACAAUGGCGUAGCUACCCAGGGGCUAGGCGUUGCAAUGGCCGGGACCCUCAGGGGGCCCUUUAAACUCUUACCAGAAAAUCGCGAUAGAACUAAACUUGAAAAAUUUCGAUAACGAAAAAGAGCUGAUGAAUAUUUUUACUUGAUAAAACUUAACCAGUUAAAAUAGUGGGCCCAUUUUUUUAUUUGCACCAGGGCCUUUGGUUACCUAGCUACGCCACUGAACACCAACCAUUGAUAAAGUCAAAAUUUCAAUCAGGCUUAGUUUACAAGUACUUUUGAAACGUCAGGUUAAUGUUAUUAGAUAAUUAUCUACCUAUAAAGUUCAUUAUAUUUGCUUGCAGUUAAAUAUUAUAUAUUUAUAAAAUAGUAUGUAUUAUAUCAUAUAUUUAUUUGUCCGGUUAAUCGAAUCUCUACUAUAAUUAAACAUCAUCCGAUCUAAUUAUUGUGUCAUGAACAUGCAUUGUAAGUUUGCGUACCGCGAGACAAUCGGCGUCUGUUGGGAAACUGGGCCGGAUCGCGACAUGCGGCCCAGUGCGAUCCAGGCCACAUGAAUAUGCAUGCUGAAUGUUAAACAAUGCCUUUGCGAUAUGACAUGCGAGAGCGAUAUCAGGGGACAAGAAUGUCUAUCGUGGCUACGGUACAACCACUGUGAUACAUCAGAACGAUUUAUCUGCAUUUUUUAUAGCUGUGUAUUAAAGUUAAUUUUCUCAUGAAAUUAAUAUAAAUUUUGUAGUGUGAUAAUUUAUAACGACGUUUAUGCAUUUUGCACAGCUAAUAAAGAUUUUGAAAGUGGAAUAAUUUAAUUAAAAGAUGAGACUCGGUUGUUAAAUUUUACUUUACAUUAUCGACGGUGAUAAGGUAAAAAUGAGCAAGCGACAAAUUCAAAGUUUUGUGUCCAUAAGGACCGGCGCAUAUACUUACUAUUAAAUAAUUAUUGACAUUGCUGGCGUUCAAAUUAACUAAAUACUAACCUGUACACUUUUAAUAUGAUUCUUCUAUGGGGUCUUUUAAUGUCUUAUCUAAGUUUUUUGUAUAAGCGCUGUUAUAAGAUGACAAAAUAUAAUAUGUAUUUGCGGUCGUUGCGCUUGGACUGGACAUACUCGUAUUGUAUUAUCUGGUCAACCUGAGCAUGAUUUAAUAAGUUCCGGAUCAAGCUAUUUUCCAAACACCGACCUAUAGAUAUAUAGAUAUCUCAGCCUAAUCAGUGAUAAUGUCGAAAUCAUGUGUCAUAUCGCAAAAAUGUUGUUUGAUAGAGGCCUUGGGUGUCAAAGGACCUUAGAAUAAUGUUAGUUUUGAAUUCUUCGAACUCUAGAGGAUCUGAGAUCUAGGAAUAUAGUUGAUAGGGACGUUUACUUCAUUGUCGUCCACGUUCUUCCGUUUUCACCUUUAAUUUUAUCGAGACGUAUUAUAUUAAUUUGGUCUGAUGUUGAGAAUUUGUUUUGAUUAAAGUUAUAAAACAACUUGAACACUGCGAUAAAUUGUAAACAUUUUCUAGUCAUAUAUUUGCUGCAACCAUUUGCAAAUAAGUGAUUGUUAUAUAAUGAGUUUAAUGAUAUUAAUGUCAAAAUACUAUUUAGAUAUUAUUUUUUAAUCAAAUUAAAUUUAACCAGAAAGGAUUUUAAAAUUUUAAAUCCACCGGUUAUUUAAGGUGACAGGGUAAUUAAUUAAAAAUACUAACAGUAGUGGUUGCACAAAAAUAAUUUGAAAAAAAGACGAUUUUAUUUUAAAAUACUAAAAGUAUGGUAUGCUAACCGUAACAUGUAUAAUUUUUUUUUCUAUAUUAUAAUUUAAUACCGUUCUAGUAAAAUUAAUCCCAUUGAGUAGAUGAAUUUUUCUAUACUUUCCGAUGAUCGGAAAAAAUCGUGUUGGAUCUGAUCCGAUAUUUUUAUGCCAUUUCUAGAAAGUGUUUGUAGUCAUUUUAUAUAUGAAACUGCUAAGUAAAUUUUAUCUCCUUAGUGUAUUAUGGUAUGGUUAUUUAAGAUUUUAAUUAGAUCUUACCUACCUUUUUAUGUGUAAGCAUAUAUGUACUAGAUAAUAUACUCUACACUGUAUGGGCAAUGAUCGGGGUCCGAUUUUGAAUAUUGACAAUUCGUUGUAAAAUGAAUUACGCUGCCAAGUAAUUAAAAAAUAACAUUUUUUUGUUUCCAUAAAAAAUACUGCCCUACAUCAAAACUUAGUAACUGACAAAUUUAUUCAUAUUGAAGACCGAAGAAUAUAUUCUUACAAAUGUCACUACCAGGUUUUGACUUGGCGCAACAGUUUUUUGACAGCAAAAAAAAUUUUUGACGUCUAAGCUUAGGUAUUUUUUUUUUAUUUAGAUACCAUAGACAAGUGUCAGAAGAUAGGGCAUGUAUUAUAGAUGUAUUUUAACCAUAUUUGAAACUAUUGAGUAGCCACUGAUUUGUAUGAAAAAGCUAGACAAAUUGAAUGAGAAUUUCAUUGUAUGUAAAACAAACUGACACUUCCCGUUCUGAAAAAGGACUUGUCUAUCUUUCUUUUCUUCAUAUUUUCGUACUUUAAGUACGUUAAAAAUAUAUUUUUGCAAUAUAUUUAAUUAGGAAUUGAAUUAUCUCAAUGGAAUUCUUCUCGAAUAAUAAAAUAUAGACAUGUUUAUUUAUAUUUGUAUACUGUGCUGCUUAUAAUAUAUUACUGAUCUCCAGGACAACUAUGAGUUACCACUUCGUGGUAUAAAAACAUUUUAAGUAACAAAACUAUAUUUUAUUAAAACCUCUAUGAUUGCAAUGCAAACAUUUUACGUAAUUUUUUUUAUUAGUUGAAUAGGUUUACUCGUUUGGAAUUGUGAAAAUAUUCUAUUUUCGUAAUACAGGUAUGUAAUAAUAUCACCCGUUAUAUCUUGUGAGUCUCAAGUCUUCCGCCGAGAUACCAUUCGUUUUCCAUACAUUUAAGAUAUAUCUAUUGAUUUUUUGUUCAUUGUCGCUUCGGUAGUAGCCUUUAGGGAAGUUCCUACAGUUUGGCCAAAUGUUAAACAUAUUUUAAGUGAAUAGUAUGUACGUACUUUAUCUAUUAGCAAAUAGUAUAUCCCAUUAAAAUAGGUACGUAACGUAAUUGUUGUAAGUUGUAGCGUUUUAUUUUUGCGUAGCUGGUAGACAGUAAUGAGACUAAAACGCGGCAGAUCUAUCAUUUCCAUUGUUCUAUCUGUAUUUAAUUAUUAUGUAUGCCAAAAACUUAAUUAAAUUGAAUUUUAAUUUUAUAAUAUACCUACCUCCCUACAUUUUAUGUAUUUUUUCAAUAAUGACUAAAUAUGUACCUACUAUUUAAAUUAUCAAAAUUAUAAAAGAUUAAAUAAUCUCAACUUUAAAAAUCAAAAUGCGACGUUUGCUUACAAACGAGAAAGUACCUACACAGAUAGGUAGCACGUAUUAUUACAUAGGUAGGUAUGUACAUGGUUUAUAAUUAUUACUAAAGUUGGCAAUUUUUAUUAAUUACUCUUAUUUUUUGAUUAUAUAAUAUGGUUCUACUAUGGGUUCUUUUGUUAUAUCUAAGUUUUUUGUUGUAUAAGCGCUGUUUAUGAGAAGAUGACAAAAAAUAAUAUGUAUUAGGUAUGAUUGAUUAUGAUUGGACAUAGAUACUCGUAUUGUCUCGUGUCAAGGUAUUUUCCAAACACCGUACUAUAGUACCCCAGCAUUUUUUGAUUGCAUAUAAAAAAUUAACUAGCCAGCAGAUUGGAAUUGUAGUAAUCAUUGACGAAAGCUGCAUUAUUAUAAUGGUAUUAAUAUUUUUAAAAAGUAUCAAAAUACUUGGACCUUGCUCACGAGAUUACCGCCAUGUGGAAUCUUGAGUCAACUAUUAUUGUUCCGAUAGUCGUUUCAGUCAAUGGUCUUAUAGCGAAAAAGCUUCGACCAACACCUUAAGAAGCUUUCGCUUAACUGUUGGAUCAAAAAUCGGAUACAAAAGGCAGUGAUUCUUGAGACGGCGCGUAUUGUGAGGAGGUUCCUCACUCUGACCACCGAUUGCCUGGGCACUCAAAUAUCCCGCAGCGGGAGGGUUGUUUUUUUUUUUAUAAAUUUUUAAUAGUGUUUUGUAUUUUAUAUUUAUAUUGACAUUGUUAAAAAUUUAAAAAAAAAGAACUAAUAAAUGAAUGAGUGAGUUUUUAUUAAAUCUGUCUUCAUUGUAAUGUGAAUUUUAACUACUGGAUUGCAGCAUUUAGAUAUUUAUUUACUCGAACAAAGUAAAAUAAUUGUUGGUUGCGUCUAAAUGAGAAAAAAAAACAUAAUAGGUAAGGCUGCAUAUUCACCAAGGAUAUAUAAAUAAGGCUUAUGUAAACUCAUCCUGGUUCGUUUUAUUUUCAUAACUCUUUGAUGGUGUUUUCUAUAAUCAAGUGUUUGUUAUCAGACAUUUAGAAUAAAGAUUUUUUUGCCAAUUAUUUACUACUUCUAAAUUGGAAACUGAUGAAAAUAUGGCGAUCCUUUCUUUUACAUACAAACAGAAUUAUCUCUAUAUCUAAAAUACUCUUUGUAUGUAAUUUUUUUUCGAAAAGUACCUAUAUGUAUAUACCAAGUCUCAGGUUCGAUUUUCGCUUUCAAUGUGUUAUUAUGUAUUGGUAUGGUAGGGUACACUUAAAUAAAGUAGUUUGUUAGUACUUUAUGUUAACAACUACCUAUACAUUAAAUAUUUUUAGAGAAUUUUAAUCUAAAUGUAAAAUCUUCAGAGGAACUUGUUAUGUAAAUAAUAAAAAGAUACCUACACGAUUUAUCAUGUCAGUAACAUUGAAUUUGCUUUCUUUGUUGCGUGACAUGUGAUAAAUUUAUUUCCAGACUCAUCAUUUGAAUAUGUCUAUACAGGAUGCUCGGAAGUACCUAUUUCCCAUAACUUCGAGGUGUUGACGAGUCCACUUAUUGGAGCCGAACUGCUAAUCUAAUAUUUUUUUUUAAUUAAAAAAUAAAAACGAUUUAUGUUUUUAUACAAAAUAAUUCAAAUUAUAAAUAUAAAAUACCACACGCCUUUAUCUAUCCUUGCAUUUUAAAAAUAUACAUAAAACUUGGCUACGUAAUGUUGCGUAUAAGGGACACAUUUUAAGAUCUAAGUAUUUACAAAAGAAAUAUUUUUUACCCCGAAAAUAACAAUUUUGGAUCACAUGUUCCUUGAACAUCUUUAAUUAAUUUUCGGUAAAGAAUAUAACCAAAGUUAUGGGAAAUACUCCCCAGCACCCUGUAUAAAUUGUAGUAAAUUUUUAACUAGGUGAUUUCUUUUUUUCAAUCCUCUAUUUAUAAAAAUAUACAAAUUUUAGUCUUCUAGAUUUUUCCAAUAAAAUUAAUUUGCAUGUAUGUUUGUAGAAAUAAAUAAUAUCUGUAUCCAUUAAAUUCAAUGCAAUAGAGCCCAGUGAUUGUUCAUAGAUAUUAUUAUUUUAAGGAAAUUUAAAAUGUUAUUUCAUAAAAUGUUAACUCUGAUAAUGGACCCUGGUAUAGUUUUGUAGCGGUUUUUGGGGAUAAAAUAAACAUUUUCCUACAUUCAAA
Molecule: messenger RNA, 11093 nt
Organism: Bicyclus anynana (squinting bush brown)
Lineage: Eukaryota; Metazoa; Arthropoda; Insecta; Lepidoptera; Nymphalidae
Product: monocyte to macrophage differentiation factor
Exons: 4
Coding region: 194-991 (265 amino acids)
Cellular component (GO): membrane
Molecular function (GO): pore-forming activity
Source: RefSeq, a predicted model, not a curated record